CAACUUUUAGAUCAUCAAAAUGGGUCUCAUUACCGUCAUCAUGGUCAUGCUAAUGGGCAUGCUAGUGGCAUCAUCACCGUCUGAUCAAACAGAUGUCCUUACUCCUCUUUGCAUCAGUGAAUGCUCCACGUGUCCAACCAUUUGCUCUCCUCCUCCCUCCAAACCGUCUUCUUCCACUUCACCACCUCCAUCUCCUUCAUUGCCGUCAUCCUCUCCGCUACCGCAACCGCCUCCCUCCACGUCGCCACCUCCAUCUCCCUCAUUGCCGUCAUCCUCUACGCCACCUCCUCGCAAACGCUCUCCACCACCACCGUUAAUCACAGUCAUCCAGCCGCCACCACCAAGAUUUUACUAUUUUCAGUCCACACCGCCACCUACACCGCUUUCUUCCGAUGUAAAAGGCUCGCCACCAUCACCUCCGUCGCCAAAGGGACAACAUCAGGGGCAGCAGGAUCCUAACCCAUAUCCUUAUUUCUAUUUCUACACGGCAUCAAAUGCCACUUCUCUCCUUUCUUCUUCUUUCUUGACUUCUCUUUUCUAUUUUCUCUACCUUUUUUGCUUAACUAUUCGUUAGUGUUAACCCCUAUUGUUACGUAUACCAAUAUACUACUAUUCUUUUUACAUUUUUUUUGGUGUAAUAUGUGAUUGUUUUUUUUUCAUCAAAUGCGAU
This is a messenger RNA of Eruca vesicaria subsp. sativa (arugula), 670 nucleotides long. The record is from the annotation of a GenBank genome assembly. Lineage: Eukaryota; Viridiplantae; Streptophyta; Magnoliopsida; Brassicales; Brassicaceae.